GAAAGCGCGCUUCGCAUGGCUACGAUGCCUUUCCCCGUCCCCGCAGCGAACGGGUUCCCUUACGUCCAGCCCCAGCCACAGCCUGAGAACUGGAACCUCCAGUUUGGGAGGAGCGGGGCUAGCAGUCCGGACGUGCGCGGGGCACUCGGUUUGGGGGAUAUGGAGCCUACUGUUCCCGCGGGGAUGGGCAUGGGGAUGAACAUGAACAUGAACGCGAACAUGAACAUGAACAUGAACAUGGGUAUGAGCCCGCACGGGAGACGUCGGAGUUCGGGGGAGAGGUUCGAUCGCGAGCCUCCGACUGCGCCCAGAGCGCAAAGGUUUGACGGGUACGGCCCGCGCGGGAGGGGGAGGGGGAUGGGCGGUUCGAGAGGGUACAACAACCGGGGCGGAGGUGGGGGCGGGUACAGACCUGGUCCUGGUCCGCCGGGAGGCCACCUCCUCCCCCUCCCCAUCCCCAUCCUCAGCCUAUGCCCCCUCCUGGCGCGUAUAUGCCCUACGACCCUGCCGACCCGGAGUCUUACCUCCCCCCACCUGGCCCGCCCAUGCAGGUGCAGGGGAUGGACAUCCCCCUGCCCGGAUACGCCGGCCCUCCACCACCACCGUGGAUGCUCCCUCCUCCAGGAUACAUGCCCCCACCCCCGUUCGUCCCUCCCUACGCCCAGCCCUACCCCCCGGCGAUCCCCCCCCAACCGAACGGCAUGCCUUUCCCUGGUAAUGGUAUGAUGCCUGGCGUACCGAUCCCGACGCCUGUGACGCAGCUCUCGUUCCCACUCGAUAUGUUGAGGUAUUAUCUGCUUGGUCAGGUGGAGUACUACUUCAGCUUGCAUAAUCUCGUGAACGAUGUCUUCCUCCGUAAUCAGAUGGACAACGAUGGCUGGGUCGAUAUAAACGUUGUCGCUUCUUUCAACAGGAUGCGGACGUUGACAAACGACUACGCUCUGGUACGGGAGACGAUGGAGCUGAGCUCGCUGGUCGAAGUUCGGGGAGAGCGUGUCCGUCUCGCCAACGGCCUGUGGCAACAGUUUGUCAUGCAUCGUACACCGAGGCAGCCGGGUCAGCCUGCUUCUGGCCCUCCGAUUCCCGGCAUUGGGCCCGUUAAUGGGGAAGCGGACGGCGUGACUACGGCCACUAAUACUGCGCCUGGGUCGGAGACGGCCUCGGGGAGUGCAGCGACGACCCUGAGCGUGCCUGAGGAAGAAGGCGAGAAGAAAGGCAUCGAGUUGAUGUCCUAACUCCGCACGCGCAUAUAUGCUGUAUCAGAUCACUUUCAUGUCAUCCUCACGAGCAUCCCCAACUGGCACCUGUCUUCAUCUACCCAUGUCCUUACGUGCUCUCAAAGCAUAGAACUCAAAGCCUGUGACGAGCUUAGACUCCCGCAAUCAAGUAAACCCUCCACGGACGAGUCCCAUAGUCUACUCCUGCGUAAAAGAGCACACAACCCUCACAUAUUGAUUCAUGUGACUCUGUGCGCCUUGUGUCGUUUGUUUCAUCCAUCAUUCUGUUCUGCCUGUCAUAUUAAAUCAGG
Molecule: messenger RNA, 1528 nt
Organism: Dacryopinax primogenitus
Lineage: Eukaryota; Fungi; Basidiomycota; Dacrymycetes; Dacrymycetales; Dacrymycetaceae
Product: winged helix DNA-binding domain-containing protein
Exons: 4
Coding region: 471-1235 (254 amino acids)
Biological process (GO): positive regulation of translation
Cellular component (GO): cytosol; cytoplasmic stress granule
Molecular function (GO): RNA binding
Source: RefSeq, a predicted model, not a curated record